UCUCUCUCUCUCUCUCUCUCUCUCUCUCUCUCUCUCUCUCUCUCUCUGCAGGAUCAGGAUCAGCUGUUCCCCUGCCAGACUGUCAACACACACAACAAUGGCGGGCGGUGUUGGCAAGGUAGAGCCUCGCCACUCGUCCCCUGUACCCUCUCUGCCGCCCACCCUGCAGCGAGUACUCCCCAGAACCCUGCCAGGACCUGUCAGCCCGCAAAACAAGGGCGCGCUUGACUGGGGAUGGCAGGGGUUCUUGGCGUAUGGGGCGCAGACUACAGUGGUGGUGGUGGACCCUGUUACCCUACAGUGUGCUCAGACGCUUUCCAAACACCGCUCCCACAUCGUAAAGGUGCGUUGGCGUAAGACUCGGCACUACCACCAGCUGAGUGCCCCCUACACCCUGGUGCUGGCCUCGGCUGACAGCGGCGGCAGCAUUGUGGUGUGGGAUGUGGUGCGUGGUGAGGCCCUGGCAACACUGCAGGAUGGGACCAAGCCUGUGCUGGAGCUGGAGUGGCUGGGGGGCAUGGACGGAAGCGAGCACCUCCUGGCAGCCCUCCACCCCCCCUACUCCCUGGUGCUGUGGGACACUCGCCACAGCACGAAGGUUUGGCGGAAGAGUUACACAGAGCCACUGACAGCCUUCCACUUUGACCCGUUCCAUGCCUCCAAGAUGGCCUUCCUGUGCUCUGGGUGUGUUCUAUUUGUCGAAGAUUUUAACCUCGUCAAGUGCCCCUCGUCAAAUGGGAGAAAAUUCUACGUUUCCGCGCCCCGCACCAGCCCAGGCCGGGGCGGGGCGGGGCAGGGGUCUUCCGCCGCCCCAACAGGCCCCUCCGCACCCCCUGGCACUGGUGGGGGGGCCGGGGGUAGCCUGGAUGAGCGGACAAGUUCAAGAAUACGAAGGAAGAUGAGGGAGUUGGUUGUAGGAGAGGUCAAGCCAAGCACAAGAGGCGACGAGGGUAGCCAGCUGGUUGAGUGUCUACAGCUGGCUUACCACCGCACCGUCCAAGACCAGCUUCUGUUACUGUACGCUCGGGAAAUAUUAAUUCUCGACCUUACCAUCAAUCAGACUGUGGGAAUUGUGGCAGUCGAUCGUGUAUCUCCGUUUUGCCAGGUGUUGUCUUGCUGGCGUCGAGAUGUGUUGCUCUGUUUGCACGAGUCGGGGUCCGUGUCGGCACAUUUCAGAAGGCGUCUCCUCCCCCUGGGCCCCACCUCCCCUGAUGAGUCGUCUGGGGGUGCGGGUGUGGAGCAGCAGCAGCAGUACUAUGAGGUGAUGUACGACAGGAAGUGCCACUCGGAACCUCUGCGUUUGAACAGACUCAGCCGUGCCAUUGGCUUCACUCUCGACCCUGUCACCGAGAGGCAGAUUGCAUUAGUCCUGGGGGAUGGACGAGUGGUCUUUAAACAGCUGCAGGUCUCCCCUACCCCCGGCAAACAGACAAUCAGCACCCCUCUCUUCACCCCUGGUCACCCCACCCCCCCAGUCGUCCCCCCACAGGCCCCACAGACUCAGAGUGGCCUUACUAUUACCGACGACCACUUUGGGGGGCUGGCCGGGGCUGGGGGGCCUGGGGGUGGUGCUGGGGUGUCUCAGUCCCCCCCACUGCUGCCUAAAAUGACUCUGGGGGAUUUGGUGAAGCCUGCCUGGGCCCUGACGGAGAAUUUCAAGGACACCCCCAGCGCCAGCCACCGCGUCACCCUGCGCCUGAUAAUGACCGGCCUGAUGCCCUCAGUCUCCCCGCCCCCCUUGGUGGUGAGGAUGUGCCCCCCGCUCACCACACGCAACAUGCAUCAUUAUGUUCCCCGCCUGGCCGCUGGCACUCAGUCUGGCGCUGUGCAGGUGUUCAAUAUGGCGACUGGCAUGCUGGAGAGAGAGUUUGCCCUUCAUACGUACCCUGUCAGAGGCGUGGAGUGGGCCAGCCUGUCAUCCAUCCUCUCCUUCGGUCACCAGCCACUCACCAACACCCAGGGCUUGGUGAGGAAUGAGUUAACCUACACAGACAUCCUCACAGGUCGAUCCACUCCCCUUAGAAGUAACAAGGGGGAAGAAUCCAGCAUUGAUAUGGUGCGAGUGUCCUAUUUAAAACAAUACUUCCUGGUGGUGUUGCGAGAGGAGCCCCUGGAAUUGUGGGAUGCUCGCCGUCUGGUGCCUCUGAGAACAAUGCCACGACGUUUCCCCAGAGUGUCCGCCCUGGAGUGGUCCCCUACCAGUCACGUGAAGGCCCGGCUCUCCUCCGAAGGGGCUGAGGGGGCUGGGAAGGAUAUUAUGGGGGACUCCACUCUGUCGCUGGUGGAUGUGGGCACCACCACCACCAUCACCACCGCUGCCACCACCACCACCACUACCACCACCACCAGCAUUGCCAAGGAGACAUUCGUAUUUACAGACACCGAGGGACAGUUGUAUCAUUUCUCGGUGGAGGGAAACGUGAUCAAAGAUGGGAGUAAAGUGCCCCCGGAUUCGCAGAUGAGCAGCAUAACCUCAAUCGCCUGGAAGAGCCACGAGAUAGUGUUAAGUGAUGCUGACGGGAACCUUACAGUGUGGGAUCUUAAGACACGCAUCUCUCGCCACAUCGCCACACACCGGGGCUGGGUCAGAAAGGUCCGUUUUGCUCCAGGGCGGGACAACAUGAAGCUACUGGUCCUCUUCGCUGAUGGCCUUGAUAUUUGGGAUGUCCGAGAUGUGGUGUUGGUGAGCCAGAUAAAAACGCCGCGGGACAUGGUGAAGGUGGUGGACGCAGACUGGGGUGCCUCGGACCGACCCGUUCUGGCGACAGUGGACGGUUGCCUGAGGGUGAUGGAUAUGGCAAUGCGUGCCUCUAACUCACCCCUCCAUACCUACUGCACUAAGGAGGCCAUAGUGUCACCAUACCUGCUGAGUGGCGAGGCGUCUCUCAUGCGCACUCUCCUCACACACCAGCCAUGGCGACCCCAGUACACCCUCGCCUUCUCCACAGAUGACGGCUUUACCCCUGACCAGCUGCAGUGUAUUGACGUGUGGCUUUCACGCAUCCCUAAGGAGGUGCGAGAGUAUUUGGAGCAGUGUGACUCAACAGCUCACCGCGCCCUGGUCACGCAGCUGUUUGGUGACCAGGGGGAGCUUGACUUCUGGACGGUUGCCUCACAUUACCUCGCACACCCACCCCUCCCGGCCGCCAAGGACGAGAGCAGCAGCAGCAGCAGCGUGGGGAGUGCUGAGCUGCUGACAUUCGGAGAGUCAGCGUCAGUCAGCGGAGAGGACGUCCCAUGCGCCCCGUGCCCCCAGUCAGCAUCCACCCUGGCCCCCCCUGCCACCUCCACCCCCUCCCUGCCACCCACUCACCCCCUGGAGACCACCUACCAUUAUCUGUGUGAUGCUGCCACUUAUAAGCACCACGAACUGGAACGCCUAGCUAUACACGAAAGCAAGGGGUUGGAGGGGGAACAGCGGACAGCCCUAGGGAGGAGCCUGGCCAGUGGGGAGAGGGAUCGUGCUGUGAGGCUUCUGUUGGAUGCAGAUGCCUCACACACACACUUCUACACUGACUGUCUGCGUGCGUGCCUCCUGUCGGCCACACACCAUUCACCGCAAGCCCAGUCCACUAUUAAACUUGUGGCCACUAACCUUAUUGCUGCUGGAAAUGUGUCGGAAGGCGUGGAGCUACUGUGUCUGAUCGGCAAGGCAGGGGAUGCUUGCCGAUAUCUCCAGUCAUAUGGUCAAUGGCUGCCAUCUGUGUGGCUGGCCAAGUGUGCCCUCCCAGUGUCCGAGAGUGUGGAUAUACUGAAGCGUUGGGCCCACCACCUCAUCACCACUGGCAAUAAGGACCAGGGUGUGUGUGUGUUACUGUCGGUGGGAAACAUGACAAACGCAGUGGAACAGUUGGUACAGCAGCACUACCACCAGAGGGCUGCGCUGUUCCUCUCUGCCGCCACACACCUGCACACCACCACACCACCACCGCCGCCACCACCACAGCCUCCGCAGCCACAACCACAGCCAGCCUCGUCAUUCACUUCAAGCUUCUCUCCUGUUUUGUCCUCCUCCUCUUCUUCACUGGCUUCACUCACAGAGAAUAUUCAUAGGAAGUAUGUUCUGCAUCUGUACAGUCUCGGCAAUCGUCCAGCUGUGGCACAUUUCUGCAGACUGCUGGGGGAGAAGGGCCAGGCACUACUGCAGGAGCUGGAGGCCCUGCAGUAGUGGUGGUGGUGGUGGUAGUGAGACAGAGAGAGAGAGAGAGAGAGGUAGAAUGAAAAUAAAAAGAAAGAAAUAUAUAUAAAGAGAGAGAGAGAGAGAGAAAGUGUGU
Portunus trituberculatus (swimming crab) is the source of this 4274-nucleotide messenger RNA. RefSeq names its product WD repeat-containing protein 11-like. Gene Ontology annotation, molecular function: protein binding. Gene Ontology annotation, cellular component: cytoplasm. The record is from RefSeq and is a predicted model, not a curated record. NCBI's taxonomy places the organism in Eukaryota, Metazoa, Arthropoda, Malacostraca, Decapoda, Portunidae.